AUGAAAUGGGUCAGAUUACCAUCAUCUCUCAUGGCCAAAACUUCGGAUUCGUGCUUGCCUCCGCAGGCUGUGGUUCUUGUUACUGGAGCGAACGGCUUCAUUGCUAGCCACAUCAUCGACAAGCUUCUCAAGGCGGGCUAUAUAGUCCGAGGAACGGUCCGUUCUCCAGAAAAGCAGAAAUGGUUGCAAGACGGAUUCGACGCUGCCUAUGGUAAGGGCAGAUUUGAACUGUGUCCUGUAUUGGAUAUCACGGCUCCCAACGCCUUUGACGAAGUAGUGAAAGGUGUAUCUGCAGUAGCGCAUGUGGCAAACGUCGAUAGCGUGAGCGAUGAUCCCAAAGUCAUUGAGCAAACGGUCAAAGGCGCAUUGAACGCCAUCUCAUCCUGCGAAAAAGAACCAUCUGUGAAACGGUUUGUAUACACUUCUUCACUGGCGGCACUAUACAUUCCCAAACCCAACCAGCUGCUCAACAUUGAUGAGAGCACAUACAACUAUCCCGCCGUCACGGCAGCCUCAGAACCACCAACUCCCGGCCAGAAUCGCCAUUUUAUAAACCAUUGCGCUGCAAAAACCAGAGGGGAACUUGCGAUCUGGGAUUGGGUCCGUGAGCAUCAGCCAUCUUUUGGCGUCAAUUCAGUUCUUCCUGGAUUCGUUCUCGGCAGAGUGCUGGAUCCAAGCCAUCAGGGUUACCCAACCACAUCAGCAACGACAGUUGCGUUGCACAAAGGGAAGCUUUCUCCAGAAAUGAACUUCCUCCUUGGACCUUCGCUGUAUAUCGAUGUGGAAGACUGUGCUCUCUUGCAUGUUGCAGCUUUGACAUUGCCAGAUGUGGAGAGUCAGCGCAUUUUUGCGAUGGCGAGGCAUACCAAUGGAAAAGAAAUCGUCCAGGAACUGCGCUACUUGUUCCCUGACCAUGAAUAUCCAGAUGCACCGGAUGUUGAAUGCGACAGAAGCGACGUUCCUCCUAUUGACAAAGCGGAAGCUUUGUUGAAGAGGCUUGGCUAUCCCGGGUGGACCACUUUAAGGGAGGCCAUUAGACGCAACAUGGUCGAAUUCGCUUGA
Lasiodiplodia theobromae is the source of this 1062-nucleotide messenger RNA. RefSeq names its product Aldehyde reductase. Gene Ontology annotation, molecular function: oxidoreductase activity, acting on the CH-OH group of donors, NAD or NADP as acceptor. Lineage: Eukaryota; Fungi; Ascomycota; Dothideomycetes; Botryosphaeriales; Botryosphaeriaceae. The transcript has 5 exons. The coding region runs from base 1 to 1062 and encodes 353 amino acids. The record is from RefSeq and is a predicted model, not a curated record.